Molecule: messenger RNA, 1321 nt
Organism: Helicoverpa zea (corn earworm)
Lineage: Eukaryota; Metazoa; Arthropoda; Insecta; Lepidoptera; Noctuidae
Exons: 2
Coding region: 313-1212 (299 amino acids)
Biological process (GO): regulation of transcription by RNA polymerase II
Cellular component (GO): transcription regulator complex; nucleus
Molecular function (GO): DNA binding
Source: RefSeq, a predicted model, not a curated record
CUUGUUUAGAGCCCCCGCACACUGGCCACUUAGUGGCGGCCACGCUUCAGCCACUAGUGGCCGCCACAACCUGCGGACGCGUUUCUUCAUACAUUUUAUAUAGAAUCGGCGCACACUGAGCGCUUGAGUGGCCGCGUCCGAGCCACAAGCUGCGAGAGUCGAGCGCGCUCGCUACUUGUGGCUGCGUUUUGUCGUUCGACUCGUGCGCAUACACGGCCACAGUUGCCGGCUUCUUCCCACCCCUGCGCGCCGCUCCCCAAUCCCGUCUCCCGGGUCUAGUCUUGUUGUAAGCUGCGUACUGAAUGCACGUGCAUGAUGUCCACGGAUCCGAUUCCUCAUUUUGAUGUAGACGCUUUUAUUUCCGAUGUCGAAGAGCGACCCGCUAUUUGGGAUUUAAAGUCAGAUUUGUAUAGCGACAGGGGUAAGAAAACUGAAGCUUGGGAGGAAUUGUGCCUAAAAUUUAUUCCAAAUUUUAGUGAAAAAAAUGUAGCGGAAAAAAACAAAGCAGCAUCCCAGUUGCAGCGAAAAUGGAAAAGCCUUCGUGACUGUUUCAAAAGAGAACACUCUAAACAAAUGAGCGUUAAAAGUGGAUCUGCAUCAUCGAGUCGCAAGCCGUAUAUAUAUUAUCAACAACUAUCUUUUUUAAAAAACUUGGCUGACACACGACGUGAUCCCAGCCCAUUACCGAACGAGGUACACGAUGCGACUGAGAGAAAAAGGCCAAAAAAGAACAAGACAAAUAAUGAAGACAUUCAAGCAGAAACUGAUAUACUUGUUAGUAUUUCAGAACAAUUACAAUCUCGUCAUUCUAACAAGCAUGAAGAAGACGCUGACCAUAACUUUGCUUUGUCCUUGGUCCCGCACUUUAAACAAAUACCCAAUGAAUUUAAAUUGGAUGCUCAAACCGAUGUAUUGAUGGUACUAAAAAAAUAUAAACAGUAUAUGCGAACAUCACAGAAUCAACAACAUGGAUAUUUCACAUCAUCAUUUCAGGAACCACGCUCAUACCAUACUAUGCAACCAUCUACUUCGGGUUAUCAACCGACUCCGCGUCCAUCUGCUUUGGGAUAUCAAUCGGCUUCGCGUCCACCUUCUAUGGGAUAUCAAUCAAAUUUUGAGCAUGACUUUUCCGUUAGCUCGCCAUCUGCAUCUGAUAAUACUAUGAAUUCUGUUUUGUCAGAUGAUAUAAAUGAACAUCUUUUUGACAACUGACUAUGUAAAAGUAAAUGUGUAUUUGUUAUAAAAACUGUAUAUCUGCGAUAUGUAACUUGAUUUAGUUUGCGAUUUUUCAAUUCUCAUUAAUAAAUAAUUUCUAUUUCAA